CUUUUUUUAUCAAGACUCUUGGGUAUCAGCUGACCAGACAGCUCCUGAUCACAGAGCCCGGCCCGGCCCGGUCUGGGCCCAGACCCGGUCCAGUCUCAGUCCAGUCUCUGCUGCAGGAUGGCAGGUCUAUCGUUCUGUUUGGCUGUGAUGGCCGCCGCUCUGCUGCUCACCCUCAGAGCUGACGCUGCAGGUCAGAACCCGGACCACGUCCUGCAGGGGACCGGGGUGAAACCCGAGGCUCGACGGCCCGGCGAGGACUCGACCAUUGCUCCCGAGGACGCCGCCCGUUUCCUCAGCUGCUACUGCUCCGGACACUGUCCCGAGGACGCCACCAACAACACCUGCCAGACCAACGGUCAGUGUUUCGCCAUCAUCGAGGAAGAUGAGCAAGGUGAAGCCAUCCUCACCUCCGGCUGCAUGAAGUAUGAAGGAUCACACUUCCAGUGCAAGGACUCUCCCAACGCUCAGACCAGGAGGACGAUCGAGUGCUGUAACACCGACUUCUGCAACAGAGACCUGCAGCCCACUCCCCCUCAGCCUCCCCCAGAUGGCAGCCCUCACUGGCUGGCCUUCCUCAUCUCCAUGACGGUCUGCUGCUGCACUUUGAUUUGUGUCACCGUGGUCUGUUACUACAGGUAUAAGUGGCAGACUGAGCGUCAGCGGUAUCACAAGGAUCUGGAGCAGGAGGUCUUCAUCCCUGUUGGAGAGUCGCUAAAAGACCUCAUCCACCAAUCACAGAGCUCUGGUAGCGGCUCCGGGCUCCCCCUGCUGGUGCAACGGACCAUCGCCAAGCAGAUCCAGAUGGUGCGUCAGAUCGGUAAGGGGAGGUACGGCGAGGUGUGGCUCGGCCGCUGGAGGGGAGAGAAGGUGGCCGUCAAAGUCUUCUUCACCCGAGAGGAAGCCAGCUGGUUCAGAGAGACGGAGAUCUACCAGACGGUCCUGAUGAGACACGAAAACAUCCUGGGCUUCAUCGCGGCCGACAUCAAAGGCACCGGCGCCUUCACGCAGCUCUUCCUCAUCACCGACUACCACGAGAACGGCUCUCUGUACGACUUCCUGAAGCUGACCACGCUGGACACGCAGACUCUGCUGCGACUGGCGUACUCCGCCGCCUGCGGCCUCUGCCACCUGCACACCGAGAUCUACGGCACGCAGGGAAAGCCGGCCAUCGCCCACCGAGACCUGAAGAGCAAGAACAUCCUGAUCAAGAAGAACGGCGCCUGCUGCAUCGCCGACCUCGGCCUCGCCGUCAAGUUCAACAGCGACACUAACGAGGUGGACGUCCCCCUGAGCACCCGGGUCGGGACGAGGCGCUACAUGGCCCCUGAGGUCCUGGACGAGAGCCUCAAUAAGAACCACUUCCAGGCUUACAUCAUGGCCGACAUGUACAGCUACGGCCUCCUCAUCUGGGAGAUGGCCAGACGCUGCGUCACCGGAGGUAUUGUGGAGGACUACCAGAUGCCGUACUAUGAGAUGGUGCCCUCCGACCCGUCUUAUGAAGACAUGCUGGAGGUGGUUUGUGUUAAAGGACUGAGGCCGACGGUGUCCAACCGCUGGAACAGUGAUGAGUGCCUUCGGGCCAUGUUGAAGCUGAUGUCAGAGUGCUGGGCUCAUAACCCCGCCUCCCGUCUAACCAUCCUCAGAGUGAAGAAGACGCUCGCCAAGAUGGUGGAAUCCCAGGACAUCAAGAUCUGACCUCCCUCAUCCUCCUCCUCCUUUUCGUCCCACUUGAAACCCUGAACACACUCAGCCUGACCUGGACCGGCUCAGGUUCAGUGCAUCCCCUCCUCAUCUGGAGGAGGAAGAGGAGGAGAAGUUGGGAGAUAAUAAUGGACCCAUUUCAGGGCUGAACUUUGCGUCUCCUCCUUCCUCCAUCUUCAGUCCGUCUGGAAACAAAAAUGGAGUCCUUCCUCUUCCUCCUCUCUCUGCCAGGUUUGACGCUUUCUGUGAAAGCCAAACGAGACGAUAAAGAUAAUUUUGAUGGAGGAAAACAGGCCGAGGGCUUUGAUGCUCGUUGUGAAUGAACACAGAUUUUUUUU
Molecule: messenger RNA, 2039 nt
Organism: Anoplopoma fimbria (sablefish)
Lineage: Eukaryota; Metazoa; Chordata; Actinopteri; Perciformes; Anoplopomatidae
Product: bone morphogenetic protein receptor type-1A-like
Biological process (GO): BMP signaling pathway; cellular response to growth factor stimulus; protein phosphorylation
Cellular component (GO): plasma membrane; signaling receptor complex
Molecular function (GO): SMAD binding; transforming growth factor beta receptor activity, type I; ATP binding
Source: RefSeq, a predicted model, not a curated record